Patella vulgata (common limpet) is the source of this 6985-nucleotide messenger RNA. RefSeq lists its product as uncharacterized. Gene Ontology annotation, cellular component: membrane. The transcript has 2 exons. Lineage: Eukaryota; Metazoa; Mollusca; Gastropoda; Patellidae. The record is from RefSeq and is a predicted model, not a curated record. The coding region runs from base 2151 to 3209 and encodes 352 amino acids.
AGGCAGUUAUUAUUUACAGUCAUAAUACAUAGUCGUAAUAAAUCAUCUUUCACGGCUACUUAACGUUUUAGAGACUAACAAGAUGUUUGAAACCAAGUGGUGAAGGCCUUGAUAUAAUGACGUCGAUCCGAUCAAUCAAGUAUUUACCUGGAUAUUAGAGAUCGAUAUCUAAUUCUCGGUUAUUAUAGAUCUGUGGAAAACAUCUCGGAUUAUUUUCUUGUUAAACAGACAUCUUUAAAAUAUUACACGUGAAUCAAUAUCUAUAUAAAUAUUAAAUAUCUUUCAUCUACUAUUAACAACAUCACGUGUAAAUACAGUCAAAUUAUACACACAGCUUCAUUAUAAAAUAAAAAAUAUAACUCCACUGAUAAUUUAUAAUUUAAUCGACUACCCAGACUCAUCAGAUAGUGAUAUUGUUUUACGGAUACGAUUUGAAAUAAUUUAACUUAAGUUAUAUCCACCGUAGACUCAUUACACGUAACAGAUAGUGAUAUUAUUUUACGGGUACGGUUUGAAACAAUUUAACGGUCAUGUUACAGCCACCGUGGACUCAUUAGACGUUACAGAUGUUACUUCAUGGAUACGGUUUGAAACAAUUUAACCGCCAAGUUAUAGUUACCGUGGACUCAUUAGACAAUAUAGAUGACACUUCAUGGGUAUGAUUUGAAGCAAUUUAACCGUCUAGUUAUAGCUAUCGUGGACUCAUUACACGUAACAGUAGAUACUUCAUAGAUACGGUUUGAAACAAGAAGAGAGUUAUAAUUUCACCACCUACCUAACCAAGUUACAUAUAAACAUCAAUACACUGCUUAAUUAAUAUCAUUUAAAAUAAUCUGAAUUGUUCUAAUAACCCUACAGAAAAUAAGGAGACCGUACUGGCAAGGAUUCUGAUAGUGUAUAAAGAACGCUUAGUCGGUUGUCAUACAUGUGGGACGGAGUUGCCUUUAAAACCACAAGAGUCCGUUGUUUAGGGUGGAGGUUUUUUUUCCAAAUUUCACCACAGGGAUAGUGGUUCCGAUUUCAAAUGAACUAAACAUUUUUUUAUGACAAACUUCGUCUUCCGUGUUUUAAAUAUUCAAGGGGGACAACUGGAAGUCAGUGUACGUCACAGAUAAACGAUAUUAAGUGUUUUAGAAAUCGGACGCACACCCUUAACCGAGCACGACAUAUUAGUGAUUUCCUUUACUGGACCAUAAUAACUGGAAAUGUGUUGGUUUGUAAAAUAUGGCUAUCGUGUUGUGUGUUUCAGAAAGUGUUUAAAAUUCAAAGUUGUAUGGAUAACCAACAAGUGUGUACAAUUCAAAUGUUUAAAACUUGCAGGAAUUUAUAAGUAAUUUGACUGUGUUAUUGGAGGAUUUGACUGUGUUAUUGAAGAAUUUGGCUGUGUUAUGAAACAACUGUGUUAUUGAAGGAUUUAACUGUGUUAUUGGAGGAUUUGAAGAUAUAAAAAUUGUAAUAAGGUUGUGUAUUUAACAGUUGGUUGUUUUGUGGGCUAUAAAUGUAAACUACAAUUUUAAUUAGACUAAUUUUUUACUCUUGUUGUUUGACAACUUUAUUUUAUGUAAACACGCACAAUAAUCUCUGAAAAACGUCAUUCCAUUUUUAAUAUUUACAGACCCAAAAACUAUCUGAUAAUUCCAGGGAUUAAAAAGUUGAAAUUGUGAAUUUUAUAAAAAAAAAAAAAAGAAUGGUUAACACGCGAGAAGAUUCUGUCGAUGAAUUGUGGAAUAAAAUCAGACCAGUUUAAUGUGAAUAUGAAGAUUUUGCAUUUUGGUGAGACAGUUUGUCCUGUUCAUUUCAGCCAUGUUCCUUAUCUAAAUACGGAACGAAAUUAAUAAAUUCUGAAUUUAUUUUGGAAUUUGAAAUUAAAGCGAGCAAAAUAACUAAGUACAAAACGGGUAUAAAUUGGAUGACAAGAGUUGAUGAAACCUGGGGAGUAAAUUAGUAAAAAUACCUACAUAUUAAUCGGUGGAUAAUAUUGGAUUUGAUGCGUCAAUAGCAACCUGAACUAUUUACCAUUCUUUCUUGGAAGCAGGCGAUAUAAUCGAGUUUAUCUGGGAUCAUUUUGUUUGGCUUUAAUUUGUGGAUUUUUAUGUGAAUGUGAGUUUUCAGAAAGAAAGUCGAUUUGAUGAAAUAAGGACAGUUUCAAUAUGGUUGUCCCCGUCUCGACAACAGAAGGCUAUAACACAACUACACUCCAUGCUGACGGAAAUGACGUCACGAGAUUCCAUGACCUCGUCACAAUCAGUUCUUACAUCAUCGCGCCAAUUGGAAUAAUUUUCAACAUCCUGGCACUUAUCGUCUGGGUUAUUAUACGUAAGCAGACGCCUAUAUAUCCAUUGCUGGUGUUAUUGUCCAUUUGUGACUGUGUAUCACUCGUUUGUUCACUUUAUGCCAAAAAUUAUCAGCAGACUUUCGAGAUGUUUUAUUCAUUACCCCAGAAAUAUACAGUUAAGUUCAUAGAAUUUCCGGAGUCCUAUUUUCAUUAUUAUGGCAUCGAUUCGAAAUUUACAGUCAGAUUCUUAAGAUUAACUAUGGAAUAUUGUUCGUUUCUGGUAACCUUGGCGGUUGGAAUUACUCGUUUUAUCGCCAUUUCUAGACCGUUAAAAGCUAAGACGUUUGUCACAACUAAUUUGUGUGUUUGGUUCGGGUUAGGAUCAUUAAUAAUCAGUGUCAUUUGUAAAUUAGCUAUAACGUUUAGUGGAGCUUUGUUUUUUCCUACUGUUGAACGCUGGUCUAUCGCCGUUCGGUGCAUCAUCGUCUUCUUCUAUGGUGUUCCUUGGUUUGUGAUGUUAGUUGUGAAUGUGGGAAUGUUGAUACAUAUCUGUAAGGCGAAUAAAACGGGGAGAUCGCUAAAUACCAAUCAAGAUGACAUUGGAAAUAAAUUAACUAUCACCGUUUCAUUAAUGACAUUAUGCUCGCUCCUGGUGUUUCCGGUUCGCGCCAUUUCUUUAGCGUACGUUGUGUCAGUUCCGGUUUCAGGUAACCAAGUGAUGGACGCCGGACAACAAUACGCAGCAGCUAAAUCAAUCAUAGACAAUAUUACAGGGCCCACAGAGGUCGUGUCAAGGGUCAAUAGUUCAGUUAAUUUACUGUUUUAUUGUGCUUUAGGAACAAUGUUUAGAAAUGUUUUAUUCGGACUUGGCAGACGACGAGAAGAAGCCGCGAGCGCCAUUAAUCCUGAACAGCGAAUAUCUACAAUAAUAUAGUAGUACAUUAUAUAAGGUAGACUCCUCACUUCCGGUCCUCUGUGUGCACAAUAUGUCGUAGACUCCUCACUUCCGGUCCUCUGUGUGAACAAUAUGAAGAACAGAGGGAGAACCGUCCCACGUUCGGCACACCAUGCUUUUGCAGAGACAGUGGAACUUUCCAAUUGCAGCAUUCCAGUGUCGGCAACAUCUGGAUGUCAAAAAGGACGUAUACGCUGCAGUAAAACGUUCGUAGUCGUAGAUGAAUUAAGGUAUGAAUGGAAUAUGUCGCACCUUGGUGAUUUCUGGUGUCGUACUCAAAUAUCGAUGAUGUAAUAAAUGACUAGCCUAUAUUAGGUUAUUUUGAUACUAAAAAUGGUCACUGAAAGAAUUAUUGGCCAUGUAAUCUGAAUACUGAAAGAAUUAUUAAAGAUAAUUGUGAAUGAAUAUAUUGGAUUACGGUUGGAAGUCUAGGAUGAUACAAAAACAACAAAAGUGAAUGUUGAUUUGCACCCAUUUUUUAUAUUUAUGUAUGACAAUAACACCUUGUAUAAAUAAUGUACGAUUUAAACAAUGUCCGUAUCAUUAAUGUAAUUUAUUUGGCGUCAUUUACUUCAAUUAUUGACAGGGAUUUGUAACUGUUAUCGUGUUGAUCAAAUAGUUCCAGCAGAAACAAUUUAAAUUUUUCUUUCUUUUCCACAUUUAAAUGUGGGUGUAUUAUGUCGUCAACCAUGUCAGUCGGUCAAUGCCAUAGAAGCUACAGUUUUUAAUCAGACCGACAAGGAUGCCUUUUUUUGUCAGAGCGCCCAAAGAAUUACAAAACAUGACCGAAACGGAAAGAUAUGUUCUAGAUAAUACGUCGAUUCUUAGUCUCGGUUACCCAGAGUCUUUUAGUCUUCAACGUACGGAGGGUCUGGGAUCGUUAUCAGUAUUUGACGAAAAGUCCCUUGUCCAUGCGUAACCGGGAGUUUGGUUUUUAAGUAAGAGUUGCGCCCUUUCCCGCAAAAAAUCCCAUAAUUAAUAUUAACAAACAUAAAUCGUGACGACGAAUUGGGAUUACUUUAGAAAACAUAGAUAUAGCCCACGAAGAGAGGGAUUUUACAAUUAAAAAAAUAAGAGUGUAGGAUAUUGAACUGGCAAUGCAAUCAAAUGGAUUUUUUUUUAAAUGGCAUUCUUAAAUUAAUUUCAUGGGCGUCAACAUCUGGACUAAGACUAGUAAUUAUUUCCCCUUACGAAUGUAGUGCGAGUUAUUAAUAAACAAUUUUUCCCUUAACUUUUUUCUCCCCUCUUUCUGCAUUUGUUGGUUGACUUUUUGGUCUAGAAUUCGAGAAAAGGGAUAAAAUUUUCAAUUUCAUAGCAGUUUUGGGUAAUACUGGAGAUAUUACAGCGGAGGGAUAAGGUGUAUAAGGUGCCUUUCUGCAGAGCAAUCAUUGUGUGUCGGAAGUAGGAUUUUCACCCCAGUGAAUAUCAAAUACCCGUAGCAAAAAUUCUAAACGGUCAACUCCCUACAAAAUUAUGAUAAGGAGAUUGCCAAAUGUGGUCCCCAUUGUGCUUAUAAAGAUUUCAACCAACGGAAUGUUGAACAAAUAUCUACAGUCUGUUAUGUUACAGCCAUUUAAUGGGCGAAUAAUUGCUAGUCUAAAUCUAUCUUGUUUUUUUAGGACUAGUUACUUCCCUUAGACUCAUAGGCGUAGGAGCCGGGGGGCAGGGGGGGGGGGCAUUUGCCCCCCAAAAAAAUUUAUUUUCGGGCAAUGAAAAAUUCGACGACCUUUUUUUGCUAUUAACGUUUAGAGAAAAAAUAUAACUAACUUAUUUCUAUGAGAUCCACACUGCCCGAAAAGUAUUAUCUCGUCUUUUUCUUGUCCUCUGCAUGCCCGAAAAUAUGCCCGAAGCUCUCUUAUGAUAUGUAUGCCCGAAAAAACGGUAUUGAUUUCGGGCAAUUUUCUCUUAUGCCCCCCUGAAUUACUUUGAGCUCCUACGCCUAUGCUUAGACUUUGUUUGCGUUAAUGUAAAAGACCAGAUAAUCUAGCCAAUGACCUAUUAUUCCCAAAUAUUGACAACGAGACUAAUAGUCCUAGGAUAUUUAUCUGGAUGAUAGAGACUAGUCUAUUCUACACAUAAAAUAAAUCAAUUCAGUGUAAGUUAUAGUUCUUCCAUUCGUAUUUCAAAAUUUCAAUUAUCGAUAAUUUUGUCAAUUUGUUUUUAAAUCAUUUAUAUUGUGGAUAUGAUGUACCCAAUAUACAUAUCUGUUCUUGUCGGUCCCUUUUUGCUAUGCUUUGGGCGCCAUUUACGCCUCAAAAUACUCAUCGUUCAAUCUGGUGCGGGGCAUUGCAGCCGUAUGAGUUGACCCCCUAUUUUCGAAAUACGCGAUAAAGGCUAAUGUAUCUUUUCAAUUUUGGUUCGGGGCAAAGAGGUCUUGAGAAGACUAACCCUGUCGACAACCAGCGUUCCACGACAUUCUGUUCCGGAGUACUCUGUCCCCUUUCCUCUUUUCCAAACAUUUUGUAAACGCGAUAGAGUUGACAGUUUUUCACAAAUGUUUUUUUUCAAAAAGAUUUUAUUGCCAUUACGACAGUGAUUAGAUUACUAGAUCCUUAACCGGCUGUGUUGGUCUAUUUCCUGUUGUUGAGACUUAACCCGCUGUGUGGGCCUAUUUCCUAGCUGUUGUUGAGACAUAACCCGCCGUGUGGGCCUAUUUCCUGUAAACGUGUGGUAAUAACUAGGGUUAGCUCGUUCAUUUCGUUAUUAAUCCAUGUAACAUCUUAAAAAUAAGUUAAAUUUAUACUAUUAGUAUUAGGAUUUAUUAAACAUAUUCUAGUGAAACAACUUUCGUUUAUCUGCAAAUAUUGUCAGUGAAUCAAACGUUGUUAUUUUUUUAUUUUAUUUAUUUAUUUUUUUUUAUUUUUAUCAAAAUUGAUACGAAUAUUUAUAAUUACGGUGCAUUAGUCAUGCGCCACGUUUAUCAUGGUAGUACUUCUCGCGCAUUUUGAUUGGCAGUUGUACGUGCCAUAUAUUAAGCACCGCCUUCAUGACGUAGUAAACAUAUCAAAUUGAAAAUGCCUGGUAAGCCAGCUAUUAAAAGAGAUGGCUGGUACCCGUAUGAUUAAUUGUACUUGGGUGUGUCAGAAAUGUAAGAAGUAAAAAUAAUCAAUCGUUGUUUUGAAGAAUGAAUUGUCAGUUUUGCUUAUUGAAGUACGAUUUGAUCAGCAUCAGUUGAAUCUAUAUUGUACCUCUGAUCUGGAGACACGAAGUUUCUUAUCGACUAGAUUGUAUGCUCCUAGGGUCUAGUAUUGGCCAAUGUUUGUAUGCUCCUAGGGUCUAGUAUGGGCCAAUGAUUGUAUGCUCCUAGGGACUAGUAUAGAUCAAUGAUUGUAUGCUCCUAGGUUCUAGUAUGGACCAAUGAUUGUAUGCUCCUAGGUUCUAGUAUGGACCAAUGAUUGUAUGCUCCUAGGGUCUAGUAUGGGCCAAUGAUUGUAUGCUCCUAGGGUCUAGUAUGGGCCAAUGAUUGUAUGCUCCUAGGGUCUAGUAUGGGCCAAUGAUUGUGUGCACCUAGGUUCUAGUGUGGACCAAUGUAGGAUUAAGUGGGAUAGCCUGCACAACGAAAUUAACAGGAAUAAUUUCAAAUAACCUAAUUUUAAUGCCCUCUCUGUAGAAUUUACCCUUGGUAAGACAGGGCAUGACGGGGUAUAACAAUAGAAUGCUAUUAUAAAUAAGUUAUAUAAAUACGGGUAUCUGAACUCGGUUGAUUUUUGAAUAAAUAAUUUAAUUAAUUUAGUUUUAAAUAUUACAUUAAGAAA